GUCUCCCGUGCACAUCGGUAGCGAAACCCUAGAGUUGAAUCGAGGCGGCGGAGGCGGCGAGCGAGCGAAAAAGAAAUGGAGGAUAAGGCGAAGGAAGAGGCAAUCAUGUUCCUCCGGCGGGCCGUCGGUUUCCUCCUCACACGGAGGUUUUCGCCGCGGGUGAUCCCAAGGACGGCUCCUGCACGCUCUUUCCACUCCUUGAAGAAUCUCCCCAUCGGCGAUGGCCUUCGUGGUGCUGCUGGUGUGGCCGCGGCCGCUGCUGCGUUUGCUGGUGCUGGAGCCUUGGCAGUUCAGUAUUUCAGGAAAGGCCCAAAUGAUGAUGAGCCAGCUACUCGCAAGAAAGAGCAGGACAUCUAUAUAUAUAAAGAGGAGGAGAUGCAAGAGAGGUUUGAGAAUUGGAUGAAGCGGUUCAACAAGACAUACCGAAACGAGAAAGAGAAGGCUAUGCGGUUCCAAGUGUUCAAGGAAACCAUGAAGUGGAUCGAAUCGCAGCCCCCAUCUUCCCAGAAAAUUUUGCUUCCAGGAAACUGUUUUGCAGACUCAAGAAGCGAGGAGCUUCCGUGCAGCCAGUCCUGUAUCGGUGAUUUAGAUGACCCAGACACUGAAGAUUACCGCGAGAACAAGUUUGUCACCGAGAAUGUGGAAGACUUGGAUCCAUUGGCUGUUAAUUGA
Triticum aestivum (bread wheat) is the source of this 672-nucleotide messenger RNA. RefSeq lists its product as uncharacterized. The record is from RefSeq and is a predicted model, not a curated record. The coding region runs from base 76 to 672 and encodes 198 amino acids. The transcript is spliced from 4 exons. NCBI's taxonomy places the organism in Eukaryota, Viridiplantae, Streptophyta, Magnoliopsida, Poales, Poaceae.